Messenger RNA from Pantherophis guttatus, 16715 nucleotides. It is a transcript of the gene CACNA1E, whose product is annotated as calcium voltage-gated channel subunit alpha1 E. Gene Ontology annotation, molecular function: calcium ion binding; high voltage-gated calcium channel activity. Lineage: Eukaryota; Metazoa; Chordata; Lepidosauria; Squamata; Colubridae. Gene Ontology annotation, cellular component: membrane; neuronal cell body; voltage-gated calcium channel complex. Gene Ontology annotation, biological process: chemical synaptic transmission; calcium ion import across plasma membrane. The record is from RefSeq and is a predicted model, not a curated record.
CCCGUCUCCUCUUAUUCUCCUUUCCUAAUCCUCUUCUCAUUUUAUAUUUCCUCCACCUCUUUUAUUCCCUUUUCUCCUCCCUUUUUCAGUCUUCUCCCUCCCCGCCCCCCACCCCAAUUACAAAUAAUGUCUCUGGAAUGAUAUCACAGUCUAGUGCCAGGAGCCAUGCAUGUUAUUCAAGACAUUCCAAGAGAUGGCCAAAAUGGUGAGAAUGUAUAUGGAAAGCUGGCUACGAAGACAGGCUAUUGCAGAGUAGGAUGAGUGAUGUUCCUGAAUGGUAUUCAUGAUGCUCAGCCUUGGCACAUGUUCCCUAAGUGCUCACAUGCUCUCUGAGGCAGGUUCUUUUUCUCCUGGAGGAACCACCACUGAGCUGGGCAGUGGAACCCAAAGAUAUGUGCUGGCCCUACCGGAGGAAGAAGCAUGGCGGAAGCACCGGCUGGGUCUGAUGCAGCCUGCUCAUUCCUGUAGCUUACUGGAGCCAGACAACCUCAUCUCACGUACUACCAGCUUUGAUGCUCUCUAUGAGUUGCGAUCGCAGGAGAGAGAAUCCACUCUGGGUUUGGAUGGUAGCAGCACCUUUGAUCUAGGGCAAAGCCAACUCAUCCCUGUGAGCCCUGAAGUCAUCAAACGCCGACGAGGCGGACUGAUUGAACAGCGAGAUAUCAUCAAGGCUCAUGAAGCUCAUAAAAUGCAGAGCACACCACAGGCAAGGCGGAAAGAAUGGGAGAUGGCUCGCUUCGGUGAGGCAAUGGCUGGCAGGCUGGGAUCUGGAGAUGGAGCCAUGGAACAGAACAGGAACCGCCAGGGAGUCCCUGCUUCUUCAGGGGGAACCCCAGGAGCAUAUAAGCAAACUAAAGCUCAACGGGCCAGGACUAUGGCAUUGUACAAUCCCAUACCUGUCCGUCAAAAUUGCUUCACGGUCAACAGAUCUCUCUUCAUCUUUGGGGAAGAUAACAUUGUCAGGAAAUAUGCCAAGAAGCUCAUCGACUGGCCGCCUUUUGAAUACAUGAUUCUGGCAACCAUCAUUGCAAACUGCAUCGUUCUGGCCUUGGAGCAGCAUCUCCCUGAAGAUGAUAAGACACCUAUGUCUCGCAGAUUAGAAAAGACAGAACCUUAUUUUAUUGGGAUUUUUUGCUUUGAAGCUGGCAUUAAAAUAGUUGCAUUGGGAUUCGUUUUCCACAAGGGUUCAUACCUGCGAAAUGGAUGGAAUGUCAUGGAUUUCAUUGUGGUCCUAAGUGGCAUCCUUGCAACAGCAGGAGCACAUUUUAACACCCAUGUGGACCUGCGGACUCUGCGGGCGGUACGAGUGCUCAGACCCUUGAAGCUUGUCUCAGGCAUUCCUAGUUUACAGAUCGUACUAAAGUCCAUCAUGAAGGCAAUGGUGCCUCUGCUUCAGAUUGGUCUCCUUCUCUUUUUUGCAAUCCUGAUGUUUGCCAUUAUCGGCCUGGAAUUUUAUAGUGGAAAGCUACAUCAGGCUUGCUAUGUAAACAAUUCAGGUGAAUUACAAGAGCUGGACCCGCCACAUCCCUGUGGAGUGCAGGGAUGCCCUGCAGGUUAUGAGUGCAGAGACUGGAUUGGUCCCAAUGAUGGGAUAACUCAAUUUGAUAACAUCCUCUUUGCCGUGUUGACUGUCUUCCAGUGCAUUACCAUGGAAGGAUGGACUACAGUGCUGUACAAUACCAAUGAUGCCUUAGGAGCCACCUGGAAUUGGUUGUACUUCAUUCCCCUCAUCAUAAUCGGAUCGUUUUUUGUUCUCAACCUUGUCCUGGGAGUGCUUUCUGGAGAAUUUGCCAAAGAGAGAGAGCGAGUGGAAAAUCGCCGGGCUUUCAUGAAGCUGAGGAGACAGCAGCAGAUUGAGCGGGAGCUGAAUGGCUACCGGGCCUGGAUAGACAAAGCAGAGGAAGUAAUGCUGGCUGAAGAGAACAAAAAUUCUGGCACAUCAGCCUUAGAAGUACUUAGGAGAGCAACUAUUAAAAGGAACCGGACAGAAGCCAUGAAUCGUGAUUCUAGUGAUGAGCGUGUGGAUAUCUCGUCUGUGGGAACCCCACUUGCUCGAUCCAGCAUCAAAAGUGCAAAAUUGGAUGGGGCCUCAUACUUCCGACACAAGGAACGCCUCCUACGGAUCUCUGUUCGUCACAUGGUGAAAUCCCAGGUGUUCUAUUGGCUUGUCCUGGGCAUAGUGGCCCUCAACACUGCUUGUGUGGCUAUCGUCCAUCACAAACAGCCUGGGUGGCUUACACACCUGCUAAACUAUGCAGAGUUUAUCUUUCUGGGCCUGUUCCUCCUAGAGAUGUCCUUGAAGAUGUAUGGAAUGGGACCACGUCUUUAUUUCCAUUCUUCUUUCAACUGUUUUGACUGCGGGGUUACAGUGGGGAGCAUCUUCGAAGUAGUUUGGGCUAUCUUUAGACCUGGGACCUCUUUUGGGAUUAGUGUCAUGCGAGCUCUACGACUUCUACGGAUCUUUAAAGUCACAAAGUAUUGGGCUUCCUUGAGGAAUUUGGUGGUCUCUCUGAUGAGUUCUAUGAAGUCUAUUAUCAGCCUGCUCUUCCUCCUUUUCCUCUUCAUUGUAGUCUUUGCUCUACUUGGGAUGCAGCUUUUUGGUGGCAGAUUUAAUUUUAUGGAUGGCACUCCUUCGGCAAAUUUUGAUACCUUUCCUGCAGCCAUCAUGACAGUUUUCCAGAUAUUAACAGGUGAAGAUUGGAAUGAAGUGAUGUACAAUGGAAUUCGCUCUCAAGGUGGCGUCAGCUCAGGAAUGUGGUCAUCCAUCUACUUCAUAGUCCUCACAUUGUUUGGGAACUAUACCCUACUUAAUGUAUUCUUGGCCAUCGCUGUGGACAACCUAGCCAAUGCACAGGAACUGACAAAGGAUGAGCAGGAGGAAGAAGAGGCUUUCAAUCAAAAGCAUGCUCUGCAGAAAGCCAAAGAAGUCAGUCCAAUGUCUGCUCCCAACAUGCCUGCUAUAGAAAGAGACAGAAGGAGAAGACACCACAUGUCGAUGUGGGAACCACGUACCAGUAAUCUGAGGGACAGGAGAAGGAGACAUCACAUGUCUGUGUGGGAACAGCGGACUAGCCAGCUCCGCCGACAUAUGCAGAUGUCCAGUCAAGAGGGCCUCAACAAAGAUGAACCUCCUCUGCUCAAUCCAAAUGCCAGUAUUUUUCGGAAAAGGAAGUUACUGGAAAACUCUGGCCUAGAAAAGAUUGAGGGUGAUCAAGGAGGUAGGCCAGAGCAGACAAACGGAGAAAGUCUGGAACAAAAACCCCCAGGGUCCAAACCCUGCCCCAGCAUCCGGGAUGACCAGAGAAGCCCAUCUCCUCAGGCCAAGAAGGAAUGGGAAGAAUGGCAUCACAAAUCAUUUCACGGGAAUUGUGAUGUCAAUGAUCAGGAAAGCAAAGGAAGCGUAAGCUUUGAUGACAGGGCUCGGCUCCGGCAGAGUCAGAGGCGUAGCCGACACCGCAGGGUGAGGACUGAAGCGAAGGAGAAUAGAACAGUCAACAGCCAAGAGAAUGGCCCAGAAGGAGUCACACCAGCAAAAGGAGAGCAGAAUGGGGAUCAUAAGGAAAAUGAAGAGGAAAAGGAGACAAUUGCUGAAAAGGAACCAGUGGCUGACAUGGAACUGAAAAGUACCAGUGAAGCAACAACAAAUAAUGCCGAGCUUCCCAUGCCCACCCAAGAUCCAAGUCCCUCAGAAGGUCACCAGAUGUUAGAUAAAAGCAAGGAGGCCAGUCCAGUAAAGCAAGAUGGCAGCAGCCUAGAGACAAGUGAGCAAGCGCUUUUGGGUGACCUAUCAAUGGAGACAGAGAGGACUAUCAGCAGGAGUGAACCUGAUCUUUCAUCUAUCACUGCCAACAUUGAUAAAGCAACAGAGAGCACUACCAUCAUGAUUGAUGUUCAAGACUCCACUGUGGUACAGAUUAGCAACAAGACAGAUGGAGAGGCCAGUCCACUGAAGGAGGCAGAAACCAAGGAAGAGGAGGCGGUGGAGGCAGAGAAGAAGAAUAAAAAGCGAAAAAAGGAGAAGAGCUCUGAGACAGGCAAACCAAUGGUGCCCCACAGCUCCAUGUUUAUUUUCAGCACCACAAACCCAAUCCGAAGAGCUUGCCACUACGUUGUCAAUCUGCGCUACUUUGAGAUGUGUAUCCUUCUUGUGAUUGCAGCAAGCAGCAUCGCCUUGGCAGCAGAGGAUCCUGUCCUGACCAACUCAGAGAGAAAUAAAGUUCUGAGGUAUUUUGACUAUGUUUUCACUGGAGUCUUCACCUUUGAGAUGGUUAUUAAGAUGAUUGAUCAGGGAUUAAUACUGCAAGAUGGCUCUUAUUUUCGGGAUCUUUGGAACAUCCUGGAUUUCAUUGUGGUUGUUGGAGCGCUGAUGGCCUUUGCCUUGGCGUCCAACAAAGGUCGUGAUAUUAAAACAAUCAAGUCCCUUCGUGUUCUACGCGUCCUGAGACCUUUGAAAACCAUCAAGCGGUUGCCCAAACUCAAGGCAGUCUUUGACUGUGUUGUAACUUCUCUGAAAAAUGUCUUCAACAUACUCAUUGUCUACAAGCUCUUCAUGUUCAUCUUUGCCGUUAUCGCAGUCCAGCUUUUCAAGGGGAAAUUCUUCUACUGUACAGACAGUUCAAAGGAUACAGAGAAAGACUGUAUUGGAAACUAUAUAGACCAUGAGAAAAACACGAUGGAAGUAAAAUGUCGAGAAUGGAAGCGUCAUGAAUUCCACUAUGAUAAUAUCAUUUGGGCUUUGCUUACACUCUUCACUGUUUCCACUGGAGAAGGAUGGCCUCAAGUUCUACAACAUUCAGUAGAUGUGACUGAGGAAGAUCGUGGCCCCAGCCGUAGCAACCGCAUGGAGAUGUCUAUUUUUUAUGUGGUGUACUUUGUAGUUUUCCCUUUCUUUUUUGUUAACAUCUUUGUGGCUCUCAUCAUCAUCACUUUCCAGGAGCAAGGAGACAAAAUGAUGGAAGAAUGUAGUCUUGAGAAAAAUGAGAGAGCCUGCAUUGACUUUGCUAUCAGUGCAAAACCCCUCACCCGCUACAUGCCUCAAAACCGACACACCUUUCAGUACCGAGUUUGGCACUUUGUGGUCUCUCCAUCAUUUGAAUACACCAUUAUGGCUAUGAUAGCUCUUAAUACUGUGGUGCUAAUGAUGAAGUACUAUUCUGCUCCAUAUACAUAUGAAUUGGCUUUGAAGUAUCUGAACAUUGCUUUUACCAUGGUUUUCUCAUUGGAAUGCGUCCUGAAAAUCAUAGCUUUUGGUUUCCUGAAUUAUUUCCGUGACACCUGGAACAUAUUUGAUUUCAUCACCGUGAUUGGCAGUAUUACAGAAAUUAUCCUGACGGAUAGUAAGCCGACAGUUACCAGCAGCUUCAACAUGAGCUUUCUGAAGUUGUUCCGGGCUGCCCGUCUCAUCAAACUGCUUCGCCAAGGGUAUACCAUUCGAAUUCUGCUCUGGACCUUUGUGCAGUCAUUCAAGGCUCUCCCCUAUGUCUGCCUUCUCAUUGCAAUGCUCUUCUUCAUUUAUGCAAUCAUUGGGAUGCAGGUGUUUGGGAACAUCAAGCUAGAUGAGGAAAGCCACAUUAACCGCCACAACAAUUUCCGCAGCUUUCUUGGUUCUCUAAUGUUACUGUUUAGAAGCGCUACAGGGGAGGCAUGGCAGGAGAUUAUGCUUUCAUGCCUAGAAGGGAAAGGUUGUGAGCCAGACACUACGGCAACAUCUGGACAAAAUGAGAAUGAGAAAUGUGGCACAGAACUAGCAUAUGUCUACUUUGUCUCUUUCAUCUUCUUCUGCUCCUUCUUAAUGCUCAAUCUCUUUGUGGCUGUCAUUAUGGACAAUUUUGAAUAUCUGACUCGAGAUUCUUCCAUCUUGGGACCCCAUCACCUUGAUGAAUUUGUCCGGAUUUGGGCAGAAUAUGAUAGAGCUGCAUGUGGCCGCAUCCAUUACACUGAGAUGUAUGAAAUGCUGACUCUCAUGUCCCCACCACUAGGCCUCGGGAAGAGAUGUCCUUCCAAAGUUGCUUAUAAGAGACUGGUCCUGAUGAACAUGCCAGUGGCUGAAGACAACACGGUGCAUUUCACUUCCACCUUGAUGGCAUUAAUUAGAACAGCUCUUGAUAUUAAGAUCGCAAAAGGUGGUGCAGACUGGCAGCAGUUCGACUCUGAGCUCCAGAAGGAGAUACUGACCAUUUGGCCUCACCUUUCUCAGAAGAUGCUAGAUCUAUUGGUCCCCAUGCCAAAAACUACAGACCUGACAGUUGGGAAAAUCUAUGCAGCCAUGAUGAUAAUGGACUAUUAUAAGCAGAGCAAAGCUAAAAAGCAAAGACAGCAGCUGGAAGAACAGAAAAAUGCCCCAAUGUUCCAGCGCAUGGAGCCUUCAUCUCUUCCUCAGGAGAUCAUUUCCAAUGCCAAAGCUUUGCCUUACCUCCAACAAGACACAAUUUCAGGACUGACCAGCCGUAGUGGGUUCCCCUCCCUGAGUCCACUCUCUCCCCAAGAGAUAUUCCAGUUGGCAUGUAUGGAUUCAGCCCACGGAGAGUACCAAGAACAGCAAUCUCUGGAGCCAGAAAUUAGAGAGUUUAAAAGAGUGCAGCCCUCUAACUGUGGCAGUUAUCUCCCGGUGGAUACUCAGGAACGAGCUGUAUCUGGGAGGGCUUCUUCCAUGCCACGCCUGACUGUGGAUCCCCAGGUAGUUACAGAUCCUGGCUCCAUGAGACGCUCAUUUUCUACCAUCCGAGACAAACGGACAAAUUCCUCCUGGCUGGAUGAGUUCUCAAUGGAAAGGAGUAGUGAAAAUACCUACAAGUCUCGCCGUCGCAGUUACCAUUCUGCGCUGCACCUGUCUUCACGCCGUCUCAACACAGACUCAGGCCAUCGAUCUGAUACACAUCGGUCAGGAGGCAGAGAACGAGGCCGAUCCAAGGAACGAAGGCAUCUACUCUCUCCAGAUAUUUCUCGUUGCAACUCAGAGGAAAGGAGUCCACAAGCAGAUAUUGAUUCUCCAGAGCGACAUCAUUCCAGGUCUCCCAGUGAAGGCAGGUCACAAACUCCCAACAGACAGGGCACAGGCUCCUUGAGCGAGAGCUCCAUCCCUUCUCUGUCUGACACCAGCACACCAAGGCGAAGCCGCCGUCAACUCCCUCCAGUGCCACCAAAGCCACGACCUCUCAUCUCCUACACUGCUAUGAUGCAGCACUGUGGUGACACCUCCCCACCACCUGACGACAGUGAGGGAGGCUCCCCUCUGCUUUCUGGGACUCUGGAGACAAACAAUACCUGCUUGACUGAGUCUUCCAGCUCCCUCCAGGGAAAGCAGAGCCUUCUCUCCACUCCUCAGCGCUACAUCUCAGAGCCUUACCUGAUGCUCCAGGAUGACUCCCAUGCUUCAGACUGUGGUGAGGAGGAGACACUCACUUUUGAGGCUGCUGUGGCCACUAGCCUUGGCCGCUCCAACACAAUUGCAUCAGGCCCUCGCUCUAGGCAUGGUUGGCAGAUGCCCAAUGGGCAUUACCGGAGGAGGAGAAGAGGAGCAUCACAAAGCAUGAUAUACGGGGCUGGCAUCGAAGUACUAAGUGAUACGGAAGAAGAUGACAAGUGCUAGAAGCUACUUUCUCUCCCCUGUCCCCUAUGAUGCAUGCUGAUUGCCACAUCUGAAAUGAAAUGAAAUGGAAAUCAAAUGCAGGAAAAAAAAAACAGAGCCUUCGUGCAAAACAAAGUCAGUUCACAGCUUCUUUGUCUCCCUUCUUUUCUUUUGCACAGAAAAGGUGCACCGGCGUGUUAAAUGACAGUGAAAAGGGCAACAGCAACCUUCAUCUCAAAGCCACUUGACCUUUUGGUGUCUCCCAAAGCCAAGAGUAAGGAGAGUAGAAGUUACUGAAAAAGCAGAGCAAGAAAUAAACUAAAGACUAAGGGUUUUUAAAGCAUCAUUUUCCUCCCCCCAGAAAGAAGAAUUUCAAGAUGGUGGUUGUGGGUGGGAUCAUGUGAGAGAUUCAGGGAUUGAGAAAGGCCUUACAAUAUCUCUUUUGGGGACCCAUCCUACAGGUUGACCAAUAAGACCAGUGAAUUCAUUGCUGGAUUCAUUUGCAGUCCUCUAGACAAAUUAGCCCAUUUUUCAAAAACAAACCAAACUAUGAAUCUUGGGACAUACUUGUAAAGAGAAUAGGGUGAAAGGAAGGGAGGACAGCCUGGGCAAGAGAGAGAAAAACAUUUGGUUUAAUGAAAUCAACCUGAUGCAUAAAGUACCACUAUCAAUGUGGUAAAGGAGAGAAUUGUUGUGGUCCUAAAUGUAUUUAACCCAUCAUUCUUGGGCACAUGUUCUGAGUUUAGAAAGAGUGGAAAGUGUGUAUGUGUAGAGAUUUAUUUUAAUAUAUUGGUAAAGGCCAGUGCUAAGGCUAUAGUUGUCUGACCUCAGAGAUGGGAAGUAUUUUUACUCAAAUUCUCCACUUACCUGACACCUCCUACCCAAAAGAAAGCUGUAUAUUGCUGGCAUCUCCCAGCCUAGUAGUAAGGGCUUUAUGGAGAACACUGGUGCUGAUCUUCUCCUUAAAUGAGCUUUAAAGUUAUUUUUAAUUUGGUAAGGUGAGAGGGGAGCAUGUCAACACUGAACAUUUGUGUUUUAGAGGAAGUUGAGUUGACUUAGGAAAAGGAACUUGUGGGAAAGUUUCUACAUUUGUUUUUGUUUUUAAUCUUGAGGGCCACCAGAUGUUCUGGGAUAGAACUCUGAUCCACUCUAUAACAUCCCCAGUAAAAAAAAAAAAGAGAGAGAGCAGUGAGAAUUGUAGUCAAAAACAUCCCAACUGAUUUUUAUGGGAAGUCCAGCAAACUCAGUAGUUAAUGAUCGUAACUUUUCCAUCCACGAAAGAAGACAACACAGGGAAGAGGUGAUUUCACCCACUCAUCCCUUUUUUGGUCAUCCUCUUGUUUAUUUUAGCAGGAAUUUUCUUUCCUGAGCAUGGAAGGCAGGAAGCCCAUUAAGACAGCAGGUGGAUACAUGAUCUCAUCCUUUUUAGAUAACUGAAAAUAAUUUGUAUUUUAAAUGUUUACCCAAAGGGCCAUUUGACUCUUAUAGCAAAAAGCCAAGCUUCUUAAGGAACCCGAGCAUUAUUCUCCUUACGAAGAAGCAAAAACGAUGCCAUUAUCCUUUUCCAGAGCAGGCCAACAGCCUCCUGAAGUUCAACUAGAUCCAAAAAUUGUCCUCAGCCCAGUUAACAGAAUAACAAGAGUUGGAAGGGGCCUUGGAGGUCUUCUAGAUCACCACCCUGCAUAAGAAGAAAAACUACAAUUUCAGACAAGUGGUUUUCAAUCUCUUCUUAAACACCUCCAGUGUUGGAGCACUCACAACUUCUGGAGUUACUAAAUCUGAUUUGGUUUUUCACUUGAAAAAUGUCUGGGAGUUUCUGAUGGAAAAUUUAUAAAGUGUAAGUGGUUGCACAUACAGAAAGACUUGCUUAAUUUUUUCUACAGCCUAUUUUGUUUUAUUUUUUCAAGGAGGAAAAGAGCGUGGCCCUUUUGUGCUAAUUUCUUUUUUUCCUAAAGUUAUUUUUCUCAUUUACCACAUUCUCUGAUCAAUUCUCACAUAAUACAUAUCUAAUACUAAUAUCUAAUACUUUCCUGCUAUCCUAGAUUUAAUUCUCCAUCUUCACUGCUGAGUUGCAAUAUAGUUAAUCUGCUAACCUCUGUCUCUAGCAACCAUUAUUCAAUUCCAGAGAGGAACAGUGAAAAAGAAGCACUUUUAAAGAGCAGUCCCAAGAAACAAUGAUGGACAGUGAACCAACUAACAGUGUGGCACGAGGUUGUCUGCCCGAUAAGAUACAUUUUAAAAAACAGGCAGAGAAUCAAUCUCACUGUUGUGGCUGCCAUCUUUCUUUUUUUGCUCACCCCCAGCAGAAGGCCCUAGUGUGACAUGAAAUAAUGGGAUGACUCUGCUAGUACAUUGUUGGUGCUUACUCCUAGCAUUCGGAUGUGUAGGUUCAUUUCGGGUAUUUAGGUUCAUUUGCUUUCCUUGCCGAUAACACUUGAAAAGAAAAUGCUAAAGCUAUAGGUGUUGUUUGUGCUUUUCAAACGUUGCUUUGGGGAGGAACAUAAGAACUUCUUAAUACAUUUUCAGCCAUUGGCAAAGCUGUUGAUUCCAAAUUGACUAGUAACACCUAUCCAGGUUUCUCAAGUGGAGCCUUUGACCAAUUCUGCCUGGAAUUACCAGGGAUGGAACCUGAGACCUUCCAGUUUUUAAACAUACCCUGGAUCAAUGGUGGUGCAUUUUUCAAGCUGAUUUUAUUUAUUUAUUUAUUUAAUUUGUCAAGAACGUAUUAGGUAAUAUAUAAAAGUAUGCAUAAAAUAGAUACAAAUAGAGGAAACAUUAGGACAGGGACGGUAGGUAUGCUGGUGUUGACACAAAAAUUGAGCAAGUUACCCAAUAUACUUAUCUUGGAAUUGUUUUUUCCAGUGCAGGAGGUUGGACUCCGCACCAUCAAUACCUUUCUCAAAAGGUCAGAGCAGGAGCAAGCCUUGUAUCCAAAUUAAGUAAACGAAUCCAACCAACCUCCAUUUUACCUCUUCGUAAAGUCUUUCAGGCUAAACUUGUUCCGAUCAUGCUCUAUGGUGCUGAAAUUUGGGGUCUUACAGAGGCCCCCAUAUUAGAGAGAACUCAAAAUAAUUUGUUAAGGAGGAUGCUUGGGGUAAACAAUUCCACUUCAGCUGCAGCCGUCAGAGCUGAAUUGGGACAUUUCUCACUGUACACCUAUACAAUCACUAGGGCGGUAGCCUACUGGCUAAAAAUGACCCAGAUGGAUGCCAGCAGACUCCCUAAAAUAUGUCUAGAGGAACAGCAGAUUUCAAAUCCUCAAAGAUAUUCCUGGCUAACCCGGCUGUCAGAAAUAUUGAACCGAUAUGGCGUAGGGUUCCCGUUGUGUGACACACUGAACCAAGUUAAACAACGGAUUAAAGAUAUACAUGGGCAAAUGGACAUGGCAACCCUUUCAACUAAUCAUUCCCUUAAACUGCUGACAGCAGUUAAAACAACUUUCACUCUGGAAAAGUAUUUACAUUUAGAAAUGCCAUCAGUGGAGAGACAGUUAUUUGUUAAGUUUAGAUUCGAACUUCUAGAUACCAACGUUAGAUUCGGCCGUUAUCGGAAAAUCCCGUAUGACAAAAGAAUAUGCAUAUGUGGGGUAAAUGUCGUGGAGGACACGGCGCAUAUAAUAUUCGAAUGUAGUCUCUAUCAAGAAGUAAGAAAACAAUAUCUGUCCCCAAUUAUAAAUAAAUUUCCCCACUGGAAUAUAAGCCAAAAAUUAGCAUUUCUGUUGAGGGCUGACUCUCCUCCCCUGGUAAGAACGAUCACUCGAUACCUUAAAAGAAUGACGGCAAUACGAGCCAGUUAUAUCAAAAAAAAAUUUAUCGAUUGUAAGGAAGAUGAGCUCAGUUAGAGAGGAGCUAUCCUAUUUGGGUUAUCUAGUCUUGGCAAUUUAGCUAUUGAAAUUUGAUAUUGUAAAAUUUUAAUGUCAUCUAUCAUAUAUUUUUAGAUUGCUAUUUUUGUAACUGUUUUAUCUUUUUCCCUUUUUCUUUUCUGUUUUGUUUGAAAAGGCCUUCGGGCUAUUCAAUAAACUAUACUAAAGUAUGCUGGUGCGCUUAUGCACGCCCCUUACUUCUGGAACAUUCUGGCUUAUGGAAAGGCAUAGACAGAUUUGGCAAAAAAUACAAGGAUUCUUAUUUUAGUUUGUGGCUCUGACUGAAUUAGCACACAAUUUUUUUCUCCAAUAUUAAGAUCAGAGAAUUCUUCUCCUUCAUUUAUCUUUAGCCUAGUUAGCCUAUGUUCUGCGUCCUCCCUUUUGUAUCUCUGUACAGUAUAUCAAUGUCUGUCUCAUCACACUAGGAUGCAUGUCUGGCUUUGAACUGCAGGGGGACAUCAUACACAAUCAUUGCCUCUGAGUGGAUAGGACUCACAUUUCUGUUGCCAAGUUAUGUGGAUGAUCAGUUUCUACUUUAUUCUUUUUCUCAAGUUCAUGGAUAUUCCCAACCUUGACUUCAAAUGGGGAAAACUUGUGCUGCUUAAAAUUAGUUUUGUUAUUAAAUUUAUAUAGAAGGUUCCCGGGAUCUUGUCUAAAUUACUGUAACCAGAUAAUAUAAUAUCCCAGGAUUCCUCAAAGGAAAGCAAUGGUAGUAAAACCAAAUUGGCUCAUUUUUGUCACUAUGCGAGUUGAUCUUAGACAUUUUCUUUGAUAGAAUUAAAUCCAUUCUGUUUUAUCAUGGAUCUGAAAUAUUAACAUGAUUUACAAAAUGGAGCACAAUGUAUAUUUAGCUUUCUUCCUACUAAAAUUGAUAAUCGUUUAUACUACAUGCUAUAAACAGCAUGACAGGAUUAGAAGAUAUUUUUGUUAAAUUUGCACAAUUUUAGCCCAUCUUCUUGGAAAGCUACAAUAGCCAGCAGAAGUUCUAUACCAAAAAUAUAUAUAUAAAUCAUACCAGAUUUUCAAAAUCAUUUCACAAAAUAUUUCUACCUCUAUUUUAUAUUUUAUUAUUACUUCAUAAAGCAUAUGGGAAGACAAAUGUUAAAAUUGAUACGACAUUUCUAUUUUAAAUCUUGAACUAUCAUAUUUGGGCUGCAAAAAAAAAAUACACCAAAUGAUCUCCAGAUGGCAGCAAAUAGAUAGUUGUAGUGACACAAUAUUUUGCAUUCCAAUAGCUCUAUUUAUGCCAUAAUCACCUUUCAUUCCAUUAUUACUUUUGUCAAAUAAGGUUUUUUGAAGCAGUAUGAAAACUUAGAAAGCUGGUUAAAGAACAUCAAAAGUAACUUGAAAAUUGCUUCUCUGGUGCCACCUCCAAUCUGCAAAAUAAUUACAAUCUUUCUUCAACAUUUCAUCAAGUCACCUGAUGAAGUUUCUCUUUAAGGUGCUUUAGUUGUGCCAGGAUUUUAUUUAUUUAUAUAUUAAUAUUCUAAAAGAGAUCAGUAUUAAGUAAAGAAGAGGCACUAUUACAGGCAUUAUAGUAAUUUUGUUCUCCAGGAGAACAACAGAACAAAAUUCUCUUGUUACAAAAAUAAUAUGGCACAAUUUGUUUUUAGCUUUAUCUAUUUAUAUUUUAGCAUUAAAUACUAAGCACUGUUAAAAAAUUCUACUUAGCAAUUAAAAAUAAUGAGCUGACCCAAGUUAGCUACUUCAUGUGUUCUAGUGUACCAUAUGUUUAAAGAAGAAUUGAUCCUUUACCAUGAAAUGUUUUAUCUGAAAUGAAUUCCUUCUAAAUUAAAAUUCAUUCAGUCAAUAUUUGUGGCAGUGGAAUACCAUAAAAGCCAUUCUUCACAUGAAGCUAUGUGUGCUCUCUGUGAAACAUUUCUUCUACUUCUGGCUGACAAUGAUGCAGGAAAGGAGAAUUAGCUGUCUAGGGUAGUCCUUCUGGUACAAUCCUUUUCUAUUUGCAUUCUUUCACUAAUUGGUCAUUAAGGGGAAAACAGAAGGCAUGAAAUGACCAUAUGGUGGGGUUAAGCAUCUCAAUUUACACAAUGGCACAGUUCUUAUUUUUUCCUCUAGAUGGACUAACGGCAUACAUAGUACCUUUUCAUCAUCUCUUUACCCUCAACACUUUAUAGAUCUGGUCAGCUGUGCCAAGAGAAAGAAAGAGAGGCAUCUUUGAUCUUCCUCCUAGAACCUUAGUUCUUUCACAGAGAUCUUUCACAGAGAUGCAGUUCUUCACAUUAUAAACCUGGGAAGAUCCUCUUUCUUACAUUGUAAAUAGGAGGAUUGGCAUUUAAGUCUCCAUGUGGGAAAAUUUCUGAUAUGUUAGAUUUUCUAUACAUAAUAGAGAUAAUCUGUAGGAAAUUUUUUUUUGCGUAUAUUAGAGUGGGAAGGAGAAUGGUAGAGGAAGCAGUCUUAUUUCCUGCUACUUUUAAAGUUGCCUCACUUAAACUUCUUUUUUAUUACUAUUAUUAUGGAUACAGAAUGAAUCAAUCUAUGAAGUUUAUGUAAGCCUUGUUAGAAUAUGUCCAUCUUUGUGGGAUGUGGGGGGAAUCCUCUUAAAUCCACCACGGAAAGUUUUCUAUGAAGGCUUUAACUGCUCCUAAGCUUCAGAAACAAAGGUAGCUACAUGAAAUAAGUUUGUGGAAAGUGUACUAUGAUUCUGGUUUAUUGAAUAUUGGAGUGAGGAAAUAAUUUUACUUUGCUAAUUUUAAUCAAGAAAGACACCUAGGAGGCAGCUGGUGCUUCUAAGGGCAUAAACCCAGGAAUCAGAAUUAAUUUGCCUGGCUUGGAAAGAUGCUUUGGUUACUCUUCUGGAAGCAUCCAAUUUCAUCACUGGGGCUGCAUUUUAUCUCCCUAGAUUAGAUUAUGGAGCAGCACCAGGGAUUGCAGGCACAAGAGCAAUGCAAUGUCUAAUGGAGGAGAAUCCAGCCAAAAGAACAAAAACCAAAUACUAUGUUUAAUAUGCAGGUGGUGGUAGAUUUGAGCUUUUACCAAUAAUGUGCUCAGUACUCUCUAUGCUUGCUUCCUUUUCAGACAGUCUCUUAACAAGUCGAGGCAGAAUGAGUUUUUGGCUCUCUCCAGUUUUGGAAGAAGACAGGCAUCUAUUAAAAAAUGUAACAUUUUCUGAAAUACUAAUAUAUUUAGAGAUUUAUUCUUGCCUUUAAUUUCUUCCAGUUUUUCCUUCCAAUGCAUUUAUUGUACUAGCUACCUACUAAUAGACAUUAAUACAGUUCAGGGUAAUUGGGAGAUUUGUGGAUAUCACCAUCUUUGGAUACAAAGUAGUACUCCUAUAUAUUUUCAUUUCACUGAAAGAUUUGGGAUGUGGAAUGAUAUUCUCACUGUGUCAUCAUAUUUUGACCAAGCCCUUAUGUGAGCACCAUUAAGUGCAUUAAUAUCUUCCCCUUCUACUCCCAGUACACCUCCUUGAAUUCCAGCAUGAUUAAUUGGAAGGGAGGGGGUCAGUAUCUCUAAUUGCAGAAUAUCAGCCAGGCAAAUAGUAUCAUGGAGACAAUCUACAAAGAAUGCUAUAUAGAAGGAGAGAGAGCCUUAUAUUUCCAUUUUUAAUAAAACUGAAUGGACUCAAUCCAAGAGAAGGUUAGUCAUAUAUCCAACUGGACUAAGUUUAGCUAUGACUUUCAGAAGAGUGUAAGUGCAAUUAGUUGACUAUUUUAAAAAGGUGUUUCUAAUCUGAAAAAAAAAACAAUUUUGCUUUUGAAUUAACAAGCUAUAGAUGUUCAUGGUAGACUUUUUAAUAGAUAUAUCUUCCAGAUAUAACUACCUCUUGAAAAUUUAGCGCAGUUGACAACUGGAAAACGGCAGAUUAGCGGCAAGCUGUACAUGUCAACAGCCCUAAGUACAGGUUUCUGCAUCAGACUGCUGAGUGGUCUCUAACAUAACGAAACUACUUAUAAAGUUGAUUUUUGAUACGGGACUAUAUCUGAGUUCCCUUUCCUCAUUAGGAUAUACUAGAUAAAAUUUUAGCUCGGAUCUCUCUCUUAGUCAAUGGACAAAAACAUUCAUUUGCAAACUUAUCCAAACAGCAGAUGUAAUUUAUGUCACUUAUGUCAAUUUAUAUAUUUGAGGUAAUUAUGAAAUUACCCAAAUGAUGCAAAUUUAUGCAAAUGACAAUUAUAAAUGCUAUUCUUAUGCAAAUGAUAUAAAUUGACAUAAAAUGCAAAAUUACAUCAGUUAAAUUUAGCUUCCUCUCAAUGUUCCAUUAUGAUGAGAGAUUUUUUUUUUUUUUUUUUUGCAAUAUUUAUAGUGUGGAGGUAAAUAGACACAAAUAUGUAACCCAACCUGCAACAGCAUUUAGUAGAGUUGAACUGGGGCUGGAGAAUAAGAAGUAAUCAUAAGAAUAAAGGCUGAGUUGAGAUUGCGGUUUCAAAGUACAUUUUACUUCUGUUUCAUGUAUUUGGCUAAACACCACAUGUAUUUCCUGGCAUAAACAAGACUUUGACAUUAUUUGCUAUUGUUAACCCUCCGGCUGAUGUCAGGCUCAAGGAAUUACUGUGCUCCAAAAAAGCAUUUUGAAAAUGAGAGGACUUCUUUUAAAACCUUGGUUGAAGCUUUCACCCUAUGUCAUUCAAUUACAUAACAGAUGCACAAACAGGAAGGGAAAUAUUUCCAAAGGACAAACAGAAGGCAAUUUGAUUAAACUGUGAAAUGCAAGAGAAAGGUCCUUCUGGAUAAACUUGGAGACAAACCCAAACUUGAAUCAGUGGAGUCCAAAUGCAGAGGGGAACUGAAAUGUCUCCAAUUGAUGUCUGUGGGCAGCGGUCAAUGAAAACAGAUGUUGAAGCCUGAAAUAGGUAUUCAUAUCAAGCCUCAAGUAAGCUCCUAAAGCCAUUUCAUCUUAAUUUGGUAACAAGGCCAGCAAACCCCAAAUGGAGGCUCCAACCAAUUCUCUUUCAUUGAUGCUGAGUUGGCACAUGUUAAGCCGGUGUCGCUAUACAGGUCUCUCUUCAUGUGGUUUACUCCUAUGAAGCUUCUGGGUCCUCAAUGCACUUCAUAGUAGAAGCAGCAAGGGGAUCGGUUCUCUGCAGUGGUAGCAGAGCACCUCAUCCAAAGCCAGAUGAUGCUUUCAGCAUUACAAGUUGAUGUGGGAGAUAUAUUGUAACAUAAAUGCUUGUUUGGGUCCAAAAAAAAAAAAACCCCACAAAGAAAGAAAAGAAAAUUACAGAUCUGUAAAACUUUAAUGGUUUUUUCUUUUUGUUCUUUUGGUUUUUUGUUUUUGUUUGUUUUUAUUUUUGGUCAAAGAAAAUAAAACCUUGUUGUAAAGAAUAA